Molecule: messenger RNA, 2410 nt
Organism: Tarenaya hassleriana
Lineage: Eukaryota; Viridiplantae; Streptophyta; Magnoliopsida; Brassicales; Cleomaceae
Product: endoglucanase 25-like
Exons: 6
Coding region: 225-2096 (623 amino acids)
Biological process (GO): carbohydrate metabolic process
Molecular function (GO): hydrolase activity, hydrolyzing O-glycosyl compounds
Source: RefSeq, a predicted model, not a curated record
UCCAAGCGACGUUAUUAACGCAGAGCUUGGCUCCCCUCUCUUCACUCCCCAUUUUCGCCACCCACAACACAGCUGUUCUUCGUUUUUUCCAUCUUCUUCUUCUUCUUCUUCUUCUUUGUCUUCGUCUUCGACUCCGUCCUUGAUUCUCACUCUCUCCUACGCUUUCUCCUACGGUCUCGCCGGAAGGUUUGGUUCAGAGAACGUGUUUUCAAUCUCCGGCGAGUAUGGCCAUGUACGUACGGGAUCCAUGGGGUGGUCCGCUUGAGAUCCAUGCCGCGGAUUCCGCCACGGACGACGAUCGUAGUCGGAAUCUUCAGGAUGCAGGUCACGCUGCGUAUUCGCGGCCUCUGGACGAGACUCAGCAGAGCUGGUUGCUUGGUCCGUCAGAGCAGAAGAAGAAGAAGAAGUACGUUGAUCUCGGUUGUAUCAUCGUCAGCCGCAAGAUCUUCAUCUGGACCGUCGGAACGAUUCUCGCCGCUGGGUUUCUCGCCGGACUCAUUGCAUUGAUCAUGAAAUUCGUGCCGCGUAACCACCACAAGCACCCGCCGCCGGAUAACUAUACUGUCGCUCUCGGCAAGGCUCUCAUGUUCUUCAACGCUCAGCGAUCUGGGAAACUACCAAAGUACAAUAACGUGUCAUGGAGGGGCAAUUCUUGCCUGCAAGAUGGGAAGGGAACACGAGGAAGCUUCUACAAAGAUCUUGUUGGAGGAUAUUACGAUGCAGGAGAUGCCAUCAAGUUCAACUUCCCCAUGUCUUUUGCCAUGACCAUGUUGAGCUGGAGUGUCAUUGAAUAUAGUGCCAAAUACGAAGCCGCUGGUAAGCUUAGCCAUGUCAAAGAGCUCAUCAAAUGGGGAACCGAUUAUUUUCUCAAGAACUUCAACAGUACUUCUGAUUCAAUCGAUAAUCUCGUGACACAGGUUGGAUCUGGGGCUACUUAUAAAGGAAGUACAACUCCUGAUGACCAUUACUGCUGGAUGCGGCCUGAGGAUAUCGAUUACAAAAGGCCUGUGUCUACAUGUGAUGGUGGUUGCUCGGAUCUUGCUGCAGAGAUGGCAGCAGCUUUGGCUUCAGCAUCCAUUGUCUUCAAGGACAACAAAGCAUAUUCGAAGAAGCUUGUUCACGGUGCUAAGACACUCUAUAAAUUUGCAAGGGACCGGACAGGCAGAUACAGUUCUGGUAAUGCUGAAGUUAGCAAGUUCUAUAAUUCAACCAUGUAUUGGGAUGAGCUCAUCUGGGGUGGGGCUUGGUUAUAUUAUGCUACUGGAAACAUUACCUACCUUCAGCUAAUCACGAAUCCCGAUAUGGCCAAAAACGCUGGUGCCUUCUGGAAUGGCCCAUACUAUGGUGUCUUUAGUUGGGACAACAAACUUGCUGGCGCUCAGUUGCUGUUGAGCCGGCUGAGACUGUUCUUGAGCCCUGGAUAUCCGUAUGAAGAAAUUCUGAGGUCCUUCCAUAAACAAACCGGCGUAGUUAUGUGCUCAUAUCUGCCAUAUUUCAGAAAAUUUAACAGAACAUCAGGAGGCUUGAUCCAACUGAACUAUGGAUAUCCACAGCCUCUCCAAUAUGCUGCAAAUGCAGCUUUCUUAGCCACACUGUACAGCGAUUAUCUCGAUGCUACCGAUACUCCCGGAUGGUACUGUGGACCUAGUUUCUUUCCUACGGACGUCCUACGCAAAUUUGCCAGAUCUCAGAUCGAUUACAUCCUCGGUAAAAACCCUCAGAGCAUGAGUUACAUCGUGGGUUUUGGCCAACGCUACCCGAAACGUGUGCAUCACAGAGGAGCUUCAAUUCCCAAGAACAGAAACCGAUACAGCUGCAAAGGAGGAUGGAAAUGGAGGGACAGCAAAAUGCCGAACCCGAACAUUAUCGUCGGAGCCAUGGUCGCUGGUCCUGACAAGCGCGACCGGUUCCAUGACGUCCGUAACAACUACAACUAUACCGAACCUACCCUUGCUGGUAACGCUGGUCUUGUCGCCGCCCUUGUGGCGUUAUCGGGCGAUAAAGAUUCCGGAUCCAUCGACAAAAACACGAUGUUCUCAGCCGUUCCUCCAAUGUUCCCGACUCCGCCUCCACCGCCAUCACCUUGGACACCUUAAAGAAAGGUUACACACCCACCUUGCUUUAUCGAGUGUGCUAUACAUAUGCAUUGCUUUGUUCACAGCUCCAAUGGCUCGAAGAGAUAAACAGAAGAUGGAGCUACCAAAUACAAGUGAAGGGUUUUAGUUUAGCUGGAUAAAUCUGAUCUGAUAGCUAAAUUAGCGAACAGAACUUGGUAAUCAUUUUUUUAGAUGCGUAUACAUAUAUACAUAUAUAUAUAUAUAUGUAUGUAUUUGUAUGAUAAACAGCCAGGUAUUCUUUGGAAAACAUUGGAUUUUGCUCAUUUACAAUUAGGUACCCUAACAAUUUUGGG